AUGUUAUUAUGUAAUGGUUAUCCUUCGUCUUUUAUUGAUCAACAAUUUUAUAACUUUUUCAAUGAAUUUAUUUAUGCAACAUCAAUUCUAUCAUUUAUUGAAAAUGAGCAACAAUUUAUUCUCUUACGUCACGAAAUACUCGAUCAACCAACACCUUCACAAUCACAAGCAGCUUCAAGAGCAGCUACAGCUGAUGUUGAUAACGAUCAAACUGAUGUUACUGAAGAAACUACAUCGCGAGAGUCUGUCGAAAAGAUUCAGAAAAAGCCAAUCAGUUAUGCAGAUCGAUUAUUCCUUCACUAUACACAUGAAAAACGAUUUGAACCAUUUAAAAGAAAUAUGCAUCGGGUCUAUCAGAACGUCUUCAAAAAUACACCGGCUAUGGACCUCAAAUUAAUUGUAGAUAAUCGUAAUCGUCGUAAAGCAAAAAAUGAACUUAUACGAAAACGUCCAAAGCGAUCACUACUACAAUGCAAACAAAUGCAAACAAAUACAAAAUAA
Adineta steineri is the source of this 501-nucleotide messenger RNA. Lineage: Eukaryota; Metazoa; Rotifera; Eurotatoria; Adinetida; Adinetidae. The record is from the annotation of a GenBank genome assembly.